This is a messenger RNA of Daucus carota subsp. sativus, 375 nucleotides long. Its product is annotated as protein GLUTAMINE DUMPER 6. The record is from RefSeq and is a predicted model, not a curated record. Bases 1 to 375 code for a protein of 124 amino acids. NCBI's taxonomy places the organism in Eukaryota, Viridiplantae, Streptophyta, Magnoliopsida, Apiales, Apiaceae. The transcript has 2 exons. Gene Ontology annotation, biological process: regulation of amino acid export.
AUGAAGGGGAAUGAUACAACCCUAGCCAACACAAAAUUUCUGCAGUGGAACUCACCGAUACCAUACCUCUAUGGCGGCCUCGGAGUAGUGCUGGGACUCAUCACAGUAGCAUUGAUGUUUCUUGCUUGCUCUCCGAUCAAGACAUCAUCGUCGACGAGUGAUGAUCGUGAAGAAGAGCUUCAGUCCAAGGACAUGAAUGAACUCCGAGCCACUGAGCCAAGUUUCGUGGUUGUCAUGGCCGGACAAGAGAAUCCCACAUGUCUGGCAAAGCCUAAGGUUGUUCUUGCUCAUAAGCCUGAGGGUAGUCAAUCAAGCCCCGCCUUGGACAUAGGCGUUGUGUUUUUUGGAUGGAAUGAAACAGGGGAGAAUGGAUGA